AUGCUCAAUGAAAAGCAACACUUGAUAGAUGAAUGGCAGCCUGAACCGUUAGUUCCCACUUUAGAAGAGACGCACAAUUCAACUAUUGUCAAAUAUAAAGUAGUGUCACAACAAGGUGGUCCUAAGGUCACAGUGGAUGGUAAAACAUGUUUAAAUUUGGCUUCUAUGAACUUCCUGGGAAUGUUGGGAAAGAAAACAAUAGAGGAUGCUGCUGUCAAAGCAAUAAAGAAGUAUGGUGUUGGUUCUUGUGGACCGAGAGGUUUUUACGGAACAGUGGAUAUACAUCUAGAGUUAGAAGACAGACUAGCCAAGUAUAUGAAGACUGAGGAAGCUAUUUUAUAUGCUUAUGGAUUUUCCACCAUAGCUAGUGCUAUACCUGCAUACUCUAAACGUGGUGAUGUCAUAUUUUGCGAUGCUGGUGUUUGUUUUUCCAUUCAGAUGGGUGUGUUGGCAUCCAGGAGCAAUGUGAAAUUCUUCAAACAUAAUGACAUGGAAGAUUUGGAAAGAUUACUGAUGGAACAAGCAGAGGAAGAUAAAAGGAAUCCCAAGAAAGCUAAAGUAACAAGACGAUUUCUGGUAAUUGAAGGACUGUACAUAAACUAUGGGGAUAUUGCUCCAUUGAAAAAAAUGAUUGAAUUGAAGUACAAAUAUAAGGUGCGGAUAUUUUUAGACGAGACCAUAUCUUUUGGUGUGCUAGGUGCACAUGGUAAGGGUAUUACAGAGUACUUUGAUAUCCCAAUUGAAGAGGUUGAUAUGAUAUCUUCAUCCAUGGAGAAUUCCUUGGCCAGUAUUGGUGGAUUUUGUUGUGGUACUACGUUUGUCAUUGAUCACCAGAGAUUAGCUGGCCUUGGUUAUUGUUUCUCCGCAUCGCUGCCACCACUUCUGGCUUCGGCCGCCAUUGAAUCACUCAAUCUGAUGGAAGCUAACCCGGAAAUGUUUGCGGAACUUAUCAGAAAGUGUCACAUUGUUCAUGAUUUGUUAUUAAGUCUUCCUCAUCUUCAAGUUGUUGGUGUACCUGAAUCUCCAGUCAAACAUAUACGAUUGAUUGAAUCCAAGUCAACAAAAGAAGACCAGAUAGCAUUAGAGUCAAUAGUCUCUCAGGCAUUGGAUAAGAAUGUUGCAAUCACGUGUGCUAGGUAUUUACCUGAAGAGAAAUUCUGCCCACCACCUAGUAUUCGUAUCACUGUGAGCACUGAAAUUAGUGAUGAAGAUUACAAAGUUGCAAUUGACGUUAUCAAGGAGGCUGCAAACACUGUGCUCACUGAGGUGUCAUGAUACUUUUGUACCAAACUUUUAUUCCAAUUUCUCAGCUCAGAUUUCAACACUAUUGAUGUUUUCUUUGUUUAUUUGUUUCCUUAUUUCACUUUAAAUUGAUAUAAUGCAGAACACUGGUAAUCUGCUUCCCUGCUUCAUCAAAAAGUGACAAUGAAUAAUGUGACACGAGGAAAAUGCUGAAAGUAUUCAUUCAUCUUGAGGCACAAAAGACGGUGGUCAUUGUACCGUGCAUGAGCGAGAUACAGUAUGUGUUGAUGAACAGUGAUAUUUCCCACAAUUCAUAGCACACUCCCAGUGGCAAGCACUCAAUACUUGAUUUGAUCCAGUUGCAAUGGGCACUGAAUACAAAUUUUGACUCGUUAGACUUCUUUGAUGUAUGCAAAACAUCUCUUGAAGCACUAGAGAAUACAGGAAUAUGCACCUGCGGUCUUUUCUUUGAUGUAAUGUUUCCUGGGAUUUAAAUGAGAUUUUGAAUUUUCACUGUGCAUGAUUGCGUUCAUAUAUCCUUGUCAAGUUGCAUCACACAGGUAUAUAAUCUUUGAAAAUAUAAAUUAUAUUUUUCGAUGGCAAAUUCAGAACAAAAACAUGCCCACGCAUUAUAAACAGUAUGACAUAAACUAGGAGAAUUUAAAAAAUUUGUAUACCGUGUUUUAGAAAAAGGGGUAAAAAAAAAUGGUUUGAUGUUAACUUUGCUAUACGAUGCAAGUAAACGAUAAUACAAUAAAUUUAUUCUACCAAAAACUAGUCUGUGCCAUAAUACAUGAUUAGCAGCACACAAACUACAUGUAGUUUGUUGUAAAUAUAUUCGAUACAGCGUAUUUUAAAAAUUAGGUUUCAUAAACCUCUUGAAAAAAAUCUGAUAGGGCUGCCAUGGAGCUAUUGAUUGCACACAUAGAUACUCACGUAAUAAAACAUGCACCAAGAGAUGUCUUUAUAUGGAAAUUCAUUCUAUACUCUUUGAUGUUUGUUGCAGUUGUCGGUAGCGUACGCGUCUUCUUUGUACACAUUCCAUUCAUCUGCACAUAAGGUUAAGUGACCCAUAUCUCGCACAUCCACGGCAAGGCCAUCUUUUAAAUAAAAUUUCAUGAAAGAUUGUUGAAUUACUGUGAUUUAAAUUAAGAGCAAGUUAUAAUUAAUACAUAGCAACUUUCAUAUAGUCCCACAAUUGUAGUCCCUAACUAUCAGUAAACUACUAAAGUAUACCAGAUAAGAUAUACCGGUAGGGUUAUCAAAUGAUAAUCUGCAUAAGUGAAAGUGCUCUAAUAUUUAAAUUAUGUUCUUAACAAUAAUAAUAACCUGUGUAGUUUUUAGUUUGAGGGUCCUUGUGUAAAUUUUAUUUUGAGGGGGUUUGCAAAUAAAAAUUAUGCAAUUAUCAUUGUAACAACAAAAUUAGAGGGCGGGAGAGGCACAACAAUAUAGUGCCCUCUAUACUCUGUGGAAGCAUUGAUCUUCAUCGUGAUUUAAUUUUAAAGUAUUUCAUCAACAACCAGUGAAUGAACUUGAUCUUCUUUAUAUGCAAAUGAUAUUUUGAUAGGUGUUAUAUUUUUUCCACUUUUUUUACUAUUUGUUUGAAAGAGGUUCUUGCACAUUUCAUUGUCUAUAUUUGUUCAUUUCAUGAUUACAAACAUAAUAUUGAGAUUAGAUG
Molecule: messenger RNA, 2920 nt
Organism: Saccoglossus kowalevskii
Lineage: Eukaryota; Metazoa; Hemichordata; Enteropneusta; Harrimaniidae
Product: serine palmitoyltransferase 1-like
Biological process (GO): ceramide biosynthetic process; sphingosine biosynthetic process
Cellular component (GO): endoplasmic reticulum
Molecular function (GO): serine C-palmitoyltransferase activity; pyridoxal phosphate binding
Source: RefSeq, a predicted model, not a curated record